Messenger RNA from Saprolegnia parasitica CBS 223.65, 609 nucleotides. RefSeq lists its product as hypothetical. Lineage: Eukaryota; Oomycota; Saprolegniomycetes; Saprolegniales; Saprolegniaceae. The transcript is spliced from 2 exons. The record is from RefSeq and is a predicted model, not a curated record. Bases 1 to 609 code for a protein of 202 amino acids.
AUGGCAGACCCCGUGCCGGCGCUACCUCUGUACCCAUCGACCCGCGGCUUCCAUUGUCUGCGUGCCAAUUGCGUCUACUACGCGCAUGACGAAGCAACGAUGCGCCGACACGUCAAGAGUCAUGGCACCAAGCCCGCUCUCGGCACGACAUUUGCGCGCUGCAAGGUCCAGCAAAUCGCCAAAGGCAAGUACAUUUCGGUGACCCUUGCGCAACGUGGCGACAUCCCGCUCUCAACGUUGACCGAGCCCACUGCAUUGACGAACGACGAUGCGACGCCACCCACGGUUGUCGCGCGCGCCGAGCCCGUGCAAGAGUCCACGCCAACGGUGGCCACGACGGUGGCAGGUCGGGAGCCCGUGACAGAAGAAGCGAGUGCGCCAGGGUCACGAAGAGGGACAUGGACCCAACGGCAGGUCUGCUGGCCGUACCGAUUCACCAAACGCUCGACACCAGCCGUCAUCGAUCUCACGAUGAGCCCGCCUGUGGUCGUGGACCUCACGCUGAGCGACGACGAGUCCGAGUCGGACUUGGAUCUGCCACUGAGCCCGCACUCGUACGCCGACCUGUGUCGGCGGGCGAGGAACGCCACCGACACGUAUAACGUCUAA